Megachile rotundata (alfalfa leafcutting bee) is the source of this 2617-nucleotide messenger RNA. Its product is annotated as putative oxidoreductase YjmC. NCBI's taxonomy places the organism in Eukaryota, Metazoa, Arthropoda, Insecta, Hymenoptera, Megachilidae. Gene Ontology annotation, molecular function: oxidoreductase activity. The record is from RefSeq and is a predicted model, not a curated record.
GUAGAGUGUGACGCACGUGAUGCGUCAUGGAUGUAGAGUGAGACGCACACGGUGCGUCACUGAGAGAAGUACUAAAUACGUAAGUUGAUACAUAGGUACUAAACAUUCGAAGCAAUGUUAUUCGGGGUUUUUUAAAUUUUGUGAUUACGUCACGAAGGUUCAUCGACGCAAAAAUAGAAACGUCCUUCUUUCCUCUAACCUAGAAAACAAUAGUAGAACGUGACAAACGGUGCUAGUUUCGUGUCUUUAAAUAUAGAAGAAAAUGUGAAUUACAGGAAAAGCGAAUAUACGUAAAUCACGUGUAACGGGGAAAGAAAGUGUCGAGUAUUUCCUAUUUCAGUAAAUUUAUUCGUCCCGUAUUAAUUUUCACGUGAUUCGAUCGUCGAUUAAUUUCCUCGUGAAAUGCGUAACUUUGUUUCCUCGUGAAAGUACACUUUCGAACACGAUAUCAAAACCAGUUAACGCGGAGACCUUGAACCGGCUGCGCGAUAAGAUUCUGAAGAUGUACAAAAAACUAUGAAAUCUACACAUAUUUUACAACUACACUUGUACGUUUAUAGCCGGGCGUAUUUAGCAUGAUUCUCACUGGCAAUCCUGGGAAUUUUUAAUAAGAACAAUUUGAAAUUUAACUAUGCAAUAAUGUGUAAUGAUAUGUUGGAGUUACGCGUUCACGAUAUUUUGAACGGUUUGAAACUCCCGCUUGAUUGACGUCAGUCAGUGCAGCCAAUAUAUUUUUUGCGGAGUCUGUGCCUCUAGUAGUGGUCGCAAAGCUGGUGCAACACGUUCUAUCGAUGUGGCGAAAAUAGGAGCGUGAUCCAUAGAUCACUUGGUGACUUCAUUGAUACAUAAGUUAAUCGAAUAGUACUCCGGAUCGAAAGUUAAUUAUUCAGGUAGGAAGAGACCGAAGCGCUUGUCGUUAAUAGAUAACUGGCUACAAAGUAAUAGCGUAGAACACGGCCCAGGUUCCACGAGUUAAUGACGCGCCAAGUUCAAAUCUGAACACGCGCUCGAUCGAUACAAUCGAACCUCACGAAUACGAUAAUUGGAAAUAAAAUCAACUUCAAACGGCAAUGAACCUGUGAAAGGUUAAGGAUUCGAUUUUCUACGAUUCGGCACAAGAAUUCAGCUUUCUGACCACAAUAACGUAAGAAAAGCCAGUAUCAAAGAUGUACGAACGUUUCUUGAACUCCUCUCGAAGCUCCUUGAGGCUUCUGAAAAAUACGACGAAAUGCAGCUUCGUAACGACAAGAAGGUUGCUUUCUAAGAAAAGCGAUACCGAGAUGGUAGUACCCAAAGACGAUGUGGUCAGAUUCAUCUGCGAAUGUCUGUGCAAAGUUGGAGCAUCAGCCGAAUCUGGAAAGAUCGUUGGACAUCAUCUAAUGACGUCCGACUACCGUGGCCAUUUUAGCCACGGACUGAACAGAGUGCCAAUGUACGUAAAGGAUAUUCAGAACAAGAUCACUGAUCCCAUCGCAAAGCCAGAGAUCGUUACUGACUUUCAGGCGAUAGCGCUGGUGAGCGGGAACAACGGUCUGGGCCAGGUGAUCGGUAAAUUCUGUAUGGAACUCGCCAUAGAUAAGGCGAAGGAGUUCGGAAUCGGCAUGGUGUCCGCUCGUAACUCGAAUCAUUACGGAAUCUGUGGUUACUACACUUUGAUGGCGAUCAAAGAAAACCUGAUAGGCUUCAGCUGCACCAACACCAGUCCCCUGAUGGCUCCGACUCGUAGUAAAAAAGCAGCGUUGGGCACGAAUCCUCUGAGUCUGGGAAUGCCUGCGGAGGACGGCGAUUACUUCAACCUGGACAUGGCCACCACAGCCGUGGCUCUGGGCAAAAUCGAGAUCGCGCUCAGGAAGAAGGAACCGAUACCCGAAGGAUGGGCGCUCGACAACGACGGAAAGAUCACCACGGAUCCCGAAAAAGCUUACGAUGCCACGGUUCUGAUGCCUCUCGGGGGCGAAGAAAGAAAUUCGGGGUACAAAGGAUAUGGACUGGCCACGAUGGUCGAAGUACUUUCCGGUAUUUUAUCCGGAAGCCACUUUGGACCCAACAUUAGACAGUGGAAGGGUAGCAAGGAGAUCGCUGAUCUCGGACAUUGUUUCAUGGCCAUUAAUCCGGAAGCUUUCUGUUGCGGAUCAAAGGAGAGGCUGUCCAAGUUGAUGAAACAAUUGAGAGAACUACCUACUAUUGGUGAUAAGACUGUCAUGGUCGCUGGAGACCCAGAAAGAGCAGCCAUGGCGCGCGUGGAAAGAGAAGGUGGCAUCGCGUAUCAUCCUAAUCAGUUGAAAGCGUCGGAAGAGCUCGCUGAAUCAAUAGGAGUCGAACCUAUGAAACUCGUGGCAAAAAAGACCUCGUAGGACCAGGGAGUUUCAUUUUCAAAGAUCUCUUUUUACACAAUUUUCAUGUGGACCGUUUGUGUUCUGCAGGAUUAUGUAUUACUUCGAGACAGUAUAAAGAUUUUAUCCGGCAAGGUUCGAUCUGAGUAUGAGAUCGAAUUCAUGGGAUUCUGUGAUAAUUCAUGGAGAUCGAAGCAUUUUAUUAUAAAUCCACAUUAUACUUUUUGUUAUUUCGAAAGAGAAUUUACAUAUUUUAUACGAAUUAUAUACAGCAUACAAAAGUC